Messenger RNA from Folsomia candida, 3065 nucleotides. RefSeq names its product long-chain-fatty-acid--CoA ligase 4. Gene Ontology annotation, molecular function: palmitoyl-CoA ligase activity. Lineage: Eukaryota; Metazoa; Arthropoda; Collembola; Entomobryomorpha; Isotomidae. Gene Ontology annotation, biological process: long-chain fatty acid metabolic process; long-chain fatty-acyl-CoA metabolic process; neuron differentiation. The transcript is spliced from 11 exons. Gene Ontology annotation, cellular component: lipid droplet; plasma membrane; endoplasmic reticulum. Bases 259 to 2376 code for a protein of 705 amino acids. The record is from RefSeq and is a predicted model, not a curated record.
CAAGUUUUUGGGGGUAUUCGAAUGGCAAUUGUACAACAGCGUAAUAAUUAAAUAACAAACCAACGUCUGUAUCAGGCGAGUUAUCAAUCAUUAAUUUUAUAUUAAAGUUACUCUUAUAUGCCAAGUUGUGCUGACCCACAAAUUCGAUAAAAUUAGGUCUGUUUUAACGUGACACAGGACACGAGAUAAGUUUGGGGUUUCCAAAUCCUAUUAUCUAAGCAUCUCCUUAUCCCUUGGCCAGAAAGGAAGUUGGGGAUCAUGGGUUGGGCAGCCCUUGUUGUGGUCGUAAUUUUACGAGCGAUGACUUUGCUCUACGACGUUCUCACUUUUCCAAUCUAUCUGAUUUCUCAAAAACCUUGGCGUAGAUUGCGAGAUCACAAAGAAUCAAAGGCACAACUAAUCAGUAGCAAAGAGGGAGUAACAUUUCGUGCCACGACUCCCAUAUCCAAGAUACACAUUGAAAUGGAGAACGGUGGAAUUGACACGCUGACAAAAAUGUUCUCCUACGCUGUACGACGUAAUGGGACCAAGCGUUGUUUAGGCACGAGGGAGUUGUUUGCGGAAGAAGAGGAAAUGCAAAAGAAUGGAAAAGUAUUCAAAAAGUUUGCAAUGGGAGAUUAUGUGUGGAGAAGCUACAAUGAUGUGGACACACUGGCUGAAAAUUUCGGAAAAGGGUUGCGGUCGCUGGGACUGAAACCAAAGGACAAAAUUGGAAUCUUUGCAGAAACGAGAGCAGAAUGGUUGAUUGCGGCAAUAGGAUGCUUCAAACAGAAUUUGACAUUGGUCACCCUGUACUCGACUCUUGGGGAGGAUGCUGUUGCCCACGGACUUAAUGAGACCGAAUGUGAGUUCGUCCUCACAUCUCAUGAUUUGAUGCCAAAAUUUUACUACGUGCUGGGCAAAACGCCAACGGUUAAGCACAUCAUUUUCAUGGAAGAUCCAUUGAAGACUACGGAAACUACAGGGUAUCGAGAAGGAGUAGAUAUCCAUCCUUAUUGUGAGGUUGUGUCAAGGGGAACUAAGGCACAUUUUGCUCCGUCUCCACCUGAACCUGAAGAUGUGGCAAUUAUCAUGUACACGAGCGGAUCCACAGGAAAUCCAAAGGGUGUCUUACUCUCCCAUUCAAAUAUUAUUUUAGCUCAGAUGGCAUUUUGUGAUGCGCUGGGAACGGUUAAGGAUGACGACGUGUAUAUUGGGUAUCUUCCAUUGGCACACGUGUUGGAAUUAAUGUGCGAAGCAACAAGUUUUCUCUCAGGAAUACCUAUUGGCUACAGUUCUCCACUAACAAUGACGGACACCUCGAGUAAAAUUAAACGAGGCUGCAAAGGAGACACUGGAGUUUUACGGCCAACGAUAAUGACCAUGGUGCCUUUAAUUGUCGACAGAAUUUACAAAGGGAUCCAAGAGAAAGUGUCGGAAAGUGGGGAAAUUGGAAAAGCAGUAUUUAAAUUUUUCUACGACUACCGACUCAAAUGGUAUUACAGAGGGUACAAAACCCACAUUGUGGAUAAAAUUGCAUUCAAAAAGUUGCGACAUUUGGUUGGAGGUCGUGUUCGGAUUAUUGCUUGCGGUGGUGCACCACUUUGUGCGGAGACUCAUGAAUUCAUAAGAAAUACUUUGUGCGCUCCGCUGGUACAAGGUUAUGGAUUAACGGAGACCGCUGCUUGUUCAACAAUUUCAAUGCAGUCGGAUAUGAGUACAGGACGAGCUGGAGUACCUUUCGGAUGCUGUGACAUUCGACUCGUGAACUGGGAUGAAGGAAACUAUCGCGUUACCGACAAGCCAUUUCCAAGGGGUGAAAUCUGCAUGGGUGGACACAAUGUUGCUCUUGGAUAUUACAAUUUGCCGGAAGCUACAGAAAAGGAUUUCUUCGAGUCUGAUGGCAGAAGAUGGUUCAGAAGUGGGGAUAUUGGUGAAAUUCAGUAUGAUGGGGUUGUCAAAAUUAUUGAUCGAAAGAAAGAUCUUGUUAAACUGCAAGCAGGCGAAUACGUUUCUUUGGGAAAAGUUGAGUCCGAGUUGAAAACUUGUGCUAUUGUUGAAAAUAUUUGUGUUUAUGGAGAUUCAACAAAGAAUUUUUGUGUUGCAUUGGUUGUGCCAACUCAAAAGCCAUUAACGGCUAUCGCAACAAAAUUGGGAAAAGCAAAUCUCAGCUUUCAACAAAUGUGUGCCGAUCCUGAGAUUACAAACGCAGUACUAAAAGUUCUCCAAACUCAUGGUGCUUCCUGUAAGCUAAUCAAGUUUGAAAUACCUGGAGCCCUCACAUUAUGCCACGAUUUGUGGACUCCAGAUAUGGGACUUGUAACGGCAGCCUUUAAACUUAAGAGAAAAAAUAUUCAAGAUCAUUAUCAAUCCGAUAUUAAUAGAAUGUAUGCGUAGCUAAUAGUGUAAAGGCGUGAAAACUAUGUGAUCUGCUCUAUUAUGUGUUGCUCUGCUAGCACAUUUUUUUUGAAAUACUGAAAUACAUAUGUAAAUGCAUAUGUAUUUUGAACACUUUUGUAGUCGAUUAGUAUUACAAUAACUGUGUGUAGAAAUUACAUAUUUAUAAUUAAGCAAAAAUGCAUAAUCCCGGUGGCAGGUAAUACGUAAUACUACUUUUAUCCUAUAUGUAUAACACUAUGAGCAGAAACAUGAGCAGCUUUUCUACUUAUUAAGUAUAAAAGGGUUAAGGAGUUAUUAGAUUAUAUAUAAGAGAAUAUUAUUAUGAUGUAUUUAUUCACUUAUUUAUUAGAUAUUUCUCACAUGUUUAUUGUAGAACUACAAUUUAAUUUUGUUUGCAUUUUCAUUGUUUCCUUUUGUACUUAGCAAAAAUGUACCAAACUAUUUCUAAUAACAAUGUUAGCGUAGUAGCGUAGUGUUAAUUCAUUGAUAGUUUAUAUUUGCUCAACUAAAAUUAUGCUUUAGCAUGACAAUUAGAAGAGAUCAAAUAAGUAAAUUAGUAUAGAUCUUUUGAUUUCAAAAAUUCAUUACGAAUUUUCAGAAUCCAGACUGAGACAAUCGAAAUUGCUAUACUUAUUGUAGUAAAUAUUAUGAAUUAAUUAAACUGAGUGAUACAGCCCUUUUGUAAA